GCACCCAUCCUUCCCUUCCCUCCUCACACCAGCCCUCCGGGAGAGCCGGUGCCAGACUCAGAGCUCACUGCUCUGGCUGAGUCAUGGCGCCCCAGGCUCUGCUGCCCACCCUGCUCCUCUGCCUGCUGCUGCUGCUGCAGGCCCAGGGAGGGCCGCAUCGUCGGAAGAGGAUACAGAAUCCACAGCUGUCCACGGAGAUCAAGGAGUGUGAGAAGAGGAUCCAGGUGCAUUUGUGCAGACACCCCUGUAAACAUCACAGGGAAUGUCAAGCGAAUAACGUGUGCUGUUUGAGCUUCUGCGGGAGCGUCUGCAUGAACGUGCUCUGAGCGGGAGGGGGGCUGGGCUGCGCACGCUGCACCCCCAGCCUGCCGCUGAAGACUGGACCAAAGAGAGCAAGGACCUCAGGUCCCAGGCACAGGGCUGCCAGCAGCAGUGCCAUUCUCAUCCCUGUAUGGACGCCUCGUUCCUGUCCAAUAAACCAGAACAAAUGCCCGGGCACCU
This is a messenger RNA of Phyllostomus discolor (pale spear-nosed bat), 501 nucleotides long. It is a transcript of the gene WFDC10A, whose product is annotated as WAP four-disulfide core domain 10A. Gene Ontology annotation, molecular function: peptidase inhibitor activity. The coding region runs from base 84 to 326 and encodes 80 amino acids. Gene Ontology annotation, cellular component: extracellular region. The record is from RefSeq and is a predicted model, not a curated record. The transcript is spliced from 2 exons. NCBI's taxonomy places the organism in Eukaryota, Metazoa, Chordata, Mammalia, Chiroptera, Phyllostomidae.